Molecule: messenger RNA, 704 nt
Organism: Cololabis saira (Pacific saury)
Lineage: Eukaryota; Metazoa; Chordata; Actinopteri; Beloniformes; Belonidae
Gene: ctxn2
Product: cortexin 2
Exons: 1
Coding region: 1-246 (81 amino acids)
Source: RefSeq, a predicted model, not a curated record
AUGAGCAGCGUCCACUACAACCACUCCCUUGCUGCCAUGAGUGGAAACGACAUGAUGGCGCACUCUCUGACUCUGGAGCAGAAGACGGCAUUUGCUUUUGUGGGGAUGCUGCUGGUGUUCCUGGGGCUGCUGAUAGUGAGGUGUUUCAGGAUCCUGCUGGACCCCUACAGCAGCAUGCCCUCCUCCAACUGGGCUGAUGGCAUUGAGGGGCUGGAGAAAGGGACAUUUGAGUACGCCCUCACUUAACACAGGGACACACAUCAUACAUGUCCUUCCCAAUGGUAUUAUGCGCACACGUGGACGUGAACACACAAGCAACAAGAUCCAAUCUGCCGCUGUGCACAGCCACCGCACCCGACACUCCAUUAACACGUCUCUAUGUGACGCCGAGCUAGGACACCGAAGCUGUGUGUGCUGUUCAAUGUAUGUGCGUUGUUACUUUUCAGUUCCUUCACUGUAUGUGACCUCAUGUUUGUUAUGUCUGUGUGUGUGCGUGUUUGUGAGUGUGAGGCAGACACUGUGUCAUAUCCGCUGCCCUUCUGCCAGGAGGUCUGUAUUUCACCUCACUGACUAACACGACUCGGCCGAAGCUCCCUUUAACCCAUACUUCAAAGUUGAAUGUCUUAAGAUGAUAAAAGGGGAAUGUGUAUGGGAAACGGUGGGACGCUAAGGUGCAGCGGAUCUGUUCAGCUAUAGCUUGAAGA